This is a messenger RNA of Amphimedon queenslandica, 1046 nucleotides long. RefSeq lists its product as uncharacterized. Lineage: Eukaryota; Metazoa; Porifera; Demospongiae; Haplosclerida; Niphatidae. The coding region runs from base 1 to 1038 and encodes 345 amino acids. The transcript is spliced from 3 exons. The record is from RefSeq and is a predicted model, not a curated record.
AUGUCCCUCAAGAUAACCUUCACAUCAAAGCACACACUUCACCUCAUCAACCGUUACACUCAUAUUGAAGUGUACUUUACUGGUCCUGCCCAGCACUGUCCAUUAGUACGUAAGCUACUCACAACAGCUAUUGAUAAUAGCAGUGAUGCUAUGCACCUCAAGCAUAAUUACAUCAAUGCAUUUGCUUGCCCUAACAAUGAGAGCUGCUAUUGCAUUGUAAAUGAAGAUCACCAUAAAGUAGCUGAUUGUACAGUUUGUGGUGAAUCUCCUGCUCUUAGCAAUGACUACUGGACCUGGUUUGAUGAUGCACAAAGACCUGUUGAGAGUAACAAUGGAACACAAACAAAACAAGAUGAUGAUCAGUUACUAAAUGAUAACCUCCUGUUAGACAAGAAGCCUCAAAAGAGUGACCUCCUUAGGUUGUUCAAUAGUUUUGCUGCCCAUUACAUGAUCAUUGGGACUGCACUUGAUGUUCAAGUGAAUGACCUGUUACCUACUCCAGGGGCUGCUACUACUAACCUCAUACUAAUGUUUGAGAGAUGGAUAGACUCCAAUAAAGGAGUGACCUGGAGGACUAUCCUAAAAGUUUGUAAAGAUUAUUCUGAUCUUAAGAAGGCAGAGGCUGAAGUCAAGCAGUUCCUUUCAUCACCCACUGCCCAUUCACUUUAUGAUCCCCUACCUGAUGAGAGUAAGAGUAUCGUUCCAUCACCCACUGUCCAUUCCCUACCUGAUGAGAGUAAGAGUAUCGUUCCAUUACCCACUGCCCAUUCCCUACCUGAUGAGAGUAAGAGUAUCGUUCCAUCACCCACUGCCCAUUCCCUACCUGAUGAGAGUAAGAGUAUCGUUCCUUCACCCACUGUCCAUUCCCUACCUCAUGAGAGUAAGAGUAUCGUUCCAUCAUCCACUGGAGCUCAUGACGAUUAUUUCAAAUUUUUUCCUAGUAAAAGUCAUGCUUUUGUUUUCAUUGCUUCUUUGAUAUUAGUAUUUGUUGCUAUUUUGAUAUUUUGUGUUAGAAGCCACACUUUUUCAUUAUUUUAAAUUAGUAA